Molecule: messenger RNA, 1700 nt
Organism: Pteropus alecto (black flying fox)
Lineage: Eukaryota; Metazoa; Chordata; Mammalia; Chiroptera; Pteropodidae
Gene: SF3A2
Product: splicing factor 3a subunit 2
Exons: 6
Coding region: 212-1564 (450 amino acids)
Biological process (GO): spliceosomal complex assembly
Cellular component (GO): U2 snRNP; nucleus; catalytic step 2 spliceosome
Molecular function (GO): zinc ion binding; nucleic acid binding
Source: RefSeq, a predicted model, not a curated record
CCACGCCCAGCUCCCAGCCUCGCACCCGGGCUCAGGAGCUGGCCCUCCCCUGCUGUCUCAGCCACGCCAGGUGACGGCGCAGAGGUGGCCGGGGGCCAGCGGGGCCUGCGGUCAGGCUGUCGAGCCCAGUUCGGCAUGGGUGGGUGGGUGCAGCUGCCUAGAUGUGAGGGGAGCAGGGGACAGCUCCUCACCCUGUGACAAUGGGGGUUCCAUGAAUGGCGAGAAGACAGGUGGGGUUCCCAGAAGGCCCCCAGUGAGCGAUGGCGGGACACGCGGCAAGAAAUUAAAGGUGCCCAUACCUGUCCUAUCGCCGCUUCCAUUCAAACGUGGGACCCCCUCCCGAUUCCCCCCGACCCCUCACCUAACAGGUGCUACAAGGUCGCUGUGGGGGCGGGUGGCUCCUGGCUCCUGGUCCUGUGGCCUUGGCGGCUGUGUGUAUGUGGAGGGGCCGCAGCGCUCUGUCUGUCCCGCCUGCAGGGCCCGGCGAGCCGCCAAGGAGGCCAAGGAGGCCCCCGCCCAGCCGGCGCCAGAGAAGGUCAAGGUGGAGGUGAAGAAGUUUGUGAAGAUCGGCCGCCCGGGUUACAAAGUGACCAAGCAGAGAGACACAGAGAUGGGCCAGCAGAGCCUCCUCUUCCAGAUCGACUACCCGGAGAUCGCCGAGGGCAUCAUGCCACGCCACCGCUUCAUGUCGGCCUACGAGCAGAGGAUCGAGCCCCCGGACCGGCGCUGGCAGUACCUGCUCAUGGCCGCCGAGCCCUAUGAGACCAUCGCCUUCAAGGUGCCAAGCCGGGAGAUUGACAAGGCCGAGGGCAAGUUCUGGACUCACUGGAACCGGGAGACCAAGCAGUUCUUCCUGCAGUUCCACUUCAAGAUGGAGAAGCCACCAGCCCCGCCGAGCCUCCCGGCCGGGCCUCCUGGAGUGAAGCGCCCGCCGCCCCCACUGAUGAAUGGUUUGCCCCCACGGCCGCCACUGCCCGAGUCUUUGCCUCCACCCCCACCAGGAGGCCUGCCUCUGCCCCCCAUGCCACCCAGUGGGCCUGCACCCUCAGGGCCCCCGGGCCCUCCCCAGCUGCCGCCCCCAGCUCCUGGGGUCCAUCCACCAACGUCUGGGGUCCACCCUCCGGCUCCUGGGGUCCACCCCCCAGCCCCAGUGGUCCACCCACCAACAUCUGGGGUCCAUCCCCCUGCUCCCGGGGUCCACCCUCCAGCCCCGGGCGUCCACCCUCCAGCCCCGGGCGUCCACCCUCCCCCAUCUGCAGGAGUGCACCCCCAGGCCCCAGGGGUGCACCCACCAGCUCCGGCAGUUCACCCCCAGGCCCCAGGGGUGCACCCAGCAGCUCCUGGGGUACACCCCCCUGCCCCAGGGAUCCAUCCUCAGCCUCCUGGUGUUCACCCACCUCCUCCUGGAGUUCAUCCUGCAGCUCCUGGGGUCCACCCCCAGCCUCCUGGAGUUCACCCCUCCAAUCCUGGGGUCCACCCCCCAGCUCCCAUGCCCCCAAUGCUGAGGCCCCCGCUGCCCUCCGACGGCCCUGGGAACAUUCCGCCCCCUCCCCCCACCAACUGAGGGUCCACGCUCUCUCCCUGCGAGUCCGCGUUUUGUUUCCUGUUUUCCCUUGUGCUGAAGUCAGUGUUUUGCACGGAGGUGUUUUUUGUACGGAGCCUUCCUGUGUUCCCCAUCUCAUUAAACAGUUUUCUCUGGA